This is a messenger RNA of Nannospalax galili (Upper Galilee mountains blind mole rat), 1635 nucleotides long. It is a transcript of the gene Syne4, whose product is annotated as spectrin repeat containing nuclear envelope family member 4. Bases 426 to 1595 code for a protein of 389 amino acids. The record is from RefSeq and is a predicted model, not a curated record. Lineage: Eukaryota; Metazoa; Chordata; Mammalia; Rodentia; Spalacidae. Gene Ontology annotation, biological process: establishment of epithelial cell apical/basal polarity. Gene Ontology annotation, cellular component: nuclear outer membrane; nuclear envelope; meiotic nuclear membrane microtubule tethering complex. The transcript has 8 exons.
GCAAGAACAGUCAGUGUUCUUAACUGCUGAGCCAUCUCUCUAGCCCUGCACCUGAGACUCUACAUGAAUGGGAUAGGCCCUGGUGGUCAGGAACAUGGCUACCUAAAGGAAACAGGAUCCAGGGUUCUUGAGGGAAUGGAGGGUGGGGUUUUUGAUCUUUGAGAUGGAAUGUGGUGAACUUGGGAGGUUUAGGUAUUGGUCCAGCUGGGGAGGAAGGAGUUAAGUGUCUCUGCUGUCACCUCAGCAGGGUAUCACAUUACCUAGGUCCAGGUUCCACUGGGAAGGGGUGGAGCUAGGCUGGCCCCUGGGCCUCUCUAUAGCUUCAGGCCUGGUUGAAUCCCGCUGAGAAGGACCAAGGGACACUACUGGCUACAAAACAGGCUCUUACUGGGCGUCCUCAUGUGACUGUCCCCUGCCCCCCAGCCAUGGCUCUGUCCCUACCUCUCAGUCUUGGACUCCCCUCAGAACCCCUCAGCCAUCCCCCUGGAGCUCCAAGGGAGCUGGACAUUGCUGGACGCACCAUCUGCCCUAUGCCUGGAGAAGAGACAAGCAGGCCACAGCAGGCCCAAGUCUCCCUGGAUCUUCCUGAGUGCAUCCAGAGUGGGCUGAAGGACACUGAGCCUACGUACAGCCCCCCAAGACCACCAGUGGCCUCUACCCAUGAGCACCCAGAUGUGGGCAAACACUGUGAGCACCCUGUUUCUGGCCUGGAGGUACUGCAAGCUGAGCAGGACAGCCUACAUCUUUGCCUGUUGGGGCUAGGUCUCCGGCUACAGGACCUAGAACAAAGCCUUGGACCUUGGACACUGGCUUACAGCAGGAUAGUCCAGAUGCAGGCCCUACAGGCAGAGCUACGAGGGGCAGCUGAUCGCGUGGAUGCAUUGCUGGCAUUUGGUGAGGGGCUGGCACAGCGAAGUGAGCCGAGGGCCUGGACGUCUCUGCAGCAGGUCCUGAGGGCCCUUGGAACCCACCGAGACACCAUUUUCAGAAGGCUCUGGCAACUGCAGACCCAGCUGGUCAGCUACAGCCUGGUACUUGAGAAGGCAAACCUCCUGGACCAGGACUUGGAAGUCGAGGGAGACUUGGACGGGCCAGCACCUGGUGGGGUCUGGGGGCCUUGGGCACCCAGUAACCUCCCCACUCCUGCAGAGUUGGAAUGGGAUCCAGCAGGGGAUGUUGGGGGUCCUGGGCCCUCCAGGCAAAAGAUACCUCGGAUACCAGGAUCUCCCUGUGAGCUAUGUGGCCACAGGGGGCUUCAAGGCAGCGGACAGGGCCCUGAGGACAUGUUUACUUUGGGGCUCAGCCACCGGAAACAUUUAGCGGGUUACAGAAGGCGCCCCUUGCUCCGGAAGCCUCAGGACAAGAAGAGGCAAGAUUCUCCCAGUCUCCCAGAUGUGAUGCUGGAGGUCGAUCAUAGGGUCCCUGCGCCUGCAUCCAGGUGGCCCCUGACCAUCUUUCUCCUUCUCCUCCUCUUCCUUCUGGUGGGUGCCACAUUGCUGCUGCCCAUAUCAGGGGGCCCCUGCUGUUCUCACAUCCGACUGGCCAGGACGCCCUACUUGGUGCUCAGCUAUGUCAAUGGUCUCCCUCCAAUCUGAAUGCACAGCCCAAAUGUAUGUAAUAAAUAACUGCUGUCAA